AUGACUGCUAUGGCUCCUUUGAAGAUUUGGAUUUUCUCCGAUCUAGUGAAUAAGGUGAGAGUUGUUGAGGAAUAUGCAAAGAUGGUAGCCUCGUCAAGGGACACUCGUGGAGGAACCACUAGUUGGGAACAUGGUAAGUACUUUCAGCCGAGGGGUCAGAAUUUUAAGAAAGAAAGACAUGCGCCUCAAGGUCAAGGAGGCUUCGGAAGGAAUACUCAUGAUCAGUUUCAGUAUGCUAAAGGGAGAGGGAAUCAGAGUAAGAUUUCUCUGGAUUUAACUUGUGUGCGUUGUGGACGUUUUCAUCCAAAUGACUUUUGCAAGAUUGGUAUAGGUGGUUGCUUCAAUUGCAGAUUACCUGGUCACAUUGUGAGGGAUUGUACUCGUCAAAAGAACCCAAAUGCGGGCCAGAGUCAACAUAAAGGGCGAGUAUUUACUAUGAAUGCCAGGGAUGCUGCUAAGGCGGAUCCUCUGAUGAGAGGUAACUGUUUAAUUGGUGAUAAGAUCUUGGUUGCAUUGUAUGAUAUUGGAGCUUCGCAUUCGUUUAUUUCGUUUGGCAAAGUUGAGGAACUAGGCUUGAAAGUGUCAGAAUUAGCAUUUGAAUUACAUGUCCAUACUCCGCAUCAGACGAUUGUGACUAGGUUAGGUUGUAGGCAUGUAGGUUUUAAGCUUGAGGGUAGAGACUUUGUGCAUGAUUUGAUUUGUUUACCAAUGAUUGGGUUGGAGAUAAUUUUGGGGUUUGAUUGGUUGUCAAAAAAUUGGGAGAAGUUAGAUCAAAUCCAGGUAGUUAGAAACUUUCUAGAAGUGUUCUCGGAAGAUAUUUCUGAGUUCCCACCUCAAAGGGAGAUUGAAUUUACAAUUGAAUUAGUGCCGGGAGCCAGACCAGUGUCGAUUGCACUGUAUAAAAUGGCUCCGAUAGAGCUGGUAGAAUUAAAGACUCAUUUGGAAGAGCUUCUGAACAAGAGGUUCAUUCGAUCGAGUGUAUCUCCGUGGGGAGCUCCAGUUUUAUUGGUAAAGAAGAAGGACAGAGGAAUGCGACUUUGCGUGGAUUACAGGCAGUUAAACAAAGUGACUGUGAAGAACAAGUACCCGUUGCCUAGGAUAGAUGACUUGAUGGAUCAAUUGCAAAGGGCCGGAGUGUUUUCCAAGAUUGACUGA
Arachis duranensis is the source of this 1155-nucleotide messenger RNA. RefSeq lists its product as uncharacterized. Gene Ontology annotation, molecular function: nucleic acid binding; zinc ion binding. NCBI's taxonomy places the organism in Eukaryota, Viridiplantae, Streptophyta, Magnoliopsida, Fabales, Fabaceae. The record is from RefSeq and is a predicted model, not a curated record. The coding region runs from base 1 to 1155 and encodes 384 amino acids. The transcript has 2 exons.